AUGGCUAGCAACCCCCUCCGAAAUAUUAUUGUCGUUGGAGGCUCGUUCGUUGGACGGGCGACCGCUCAAGAACUUGCAGCAAUCAUCCCCAAGACUCACAGAGUUCUCCUCACUGAACCGCACAGCCAUUUCCACCAUCUCUUCACAUUCCCUCGAUUUGCAAUUGUCCCAGGGAACGAACACAAGGCUUUCGUUCCUUACAGCAAUAUAUUCGCUGGUGUGCCUAAUUCAGCAUCGCACGGUGUGAUUCAGGCUCGUGUUACCUCAGUUCAGCCCCAUCACAUUGAGCUUGACCAGGAGUGGAAUGAUUCCAAGGAAGUUUCAUAUGACUUUGUUGUGUUCGCCACGGGAACGACGCUUUCCAAGCCCGCAGGAAUGGAAAAGGACGACAAGUUGUCCUCAGUGGAGUAUCUCCAAGGCCAUCAAGCGGAUGUCAAGAGAGCUCGGUCUAUCAUUAUCGUUGGCGGCGGAGCUGUCGGUGUCCAGAUGGCGACAGAUCUGAAGGAAUAUUAUCCCGAUAAGGAAGUCACUGUUGUCCAGUCCCGCCCCCGAGUGAUGCCGACUUUUCAUCCUAAAUUGCAUGAGAUUAUCACGAAGCGGUUUGAUGAGCUGGGUAUCAAACUUAUUACUGACGCAAGGGUCAAGGUCCCCGAGGGAGGCUUCCCCAACAAUGGCACCGAGUUUGAUGUACAGCUCACAAAUGGAACUACUGAAUCCACGGAGUUUGUGAUUUUGGCGACCGGACAAACGCCCAACAAUAAACUAGUUGCCAACCUGAAGUCUUCUUCACCAGAUGCUCCGACUAUACUAAAUCCAGAAAAUGGAUACAUCCGCAUUCGACCGACAAUGCAGCUUCUAGAUGAAAAGUUUUCCAACCUGUUCGCUGUGGGCGAUAUCGCUGACACUGGGGCCCAGAAGGCCGCACGACCAGGUGUAGCCCAGGCAUCAGUUGUGGCCAAAAAUAUCAGGGCACUGAUCGACGGAAAGGAGCCAACUGAGACCUUUGUCAAAGGUCCCGGUGCCAUUCAUCUGACUUUGGGCAUGAAACGCAACGUUAUUUUCCGCAACCCUAAUGUCGACGAAGGUCAGACAGAGCCCUGGAUUAAUGACAAGGAAGAUGGCCAAGAGGACAUGAAUGUUGAGGGUAUGUGGAACAGAAUGGGUUUGACUAUUGCUACUCCAAAAGAGUACCACCUCUAA
This is a messenger RNA of Penicillium taxi, 1200 nucleotides long. RefSeq names its product NAD(P)/FAD-dependent oxidoreductase. Gene Ontology annotation, cellular component: cytoplasm. Bases 1 to 1200 code for a protein of 399 amino acids. Gene Ontology annotation, molecular function: flavin adenine dinucleotide binding; electron-transferring-flavoprotein dehydrogenase activity. The record is from RefSeq and is a predicted model, not a curated record. The transcript has 6 exons. Lineage: Eukaryota; Fungi; Ascomycota; Eurotiomycetes; Eurotiales; Aspergillaceae.